Messenger RNA from Mollisia scopiformis, 909 nucleotides. RefSeq lists its product as uncharacterized. The transcript has 3 exons. The record is from RefSeq and is a predicted model, not a curated record. Lineage: Eukaryota; Fungi; Ascomycota; Leotiomycetes; Helotiales; Mollisiaceae. Bases 117 to 812 code for a protein of 231 amino acids.
CUUUCCAAAAAACUUCUACCGAUCGUAAGUAAACUUCAAUUCUGAUAUUUUAAACUCGACUUUUCUAUCAUCGGUCUCUUUCGGUUAAAGGACACCCAUUGAUCUCGCCAUCCAACAUGUCGCGCCUUGUCCAUCUCUAUGUCUCCUUGAUCGCAUUCCUGCUUCUCGGACAGGCAACUGCGCAUUUCCUGAUGCACUUGCCGCCAAGUAUCGGUUUUGACGAUGAUCUUGAGGGAGAGGCUCCUUGCGGAAGCUUCACCGUUGAUUUCUCGACCGAUAACGUUACGAAUUAUUUCGUUGGAGGAGAUACCGUUGCCUUGACUUCUAUCCAUCCCCAAGCUACAUGGUUGUUCCGUGCAACUCUCGAUACCACUGCGUCCGGAAACUGGACGUCUCUACUCCCAGCCAUUCAACAGACCGGUCUUGGCGACUACUGCGAGCCUUUCGUGGCAGUUCCAGCUUCAUGGGCUGGAUCUAAAGGUGUCAUUGGCAUUGUACAAGAUGCUCCCGACGGAAUUCUCUACCAGUGUGCUGCUGUCAACUUCAUUACCGGUACUCAGACCUCGGUGCCAUCAAUCUGUGUGAACGGCACUGGUUUGACGGCAACAUUCACCGCAGAUGCUGUCCUGUCGAGUCUUCCUGCAAGCUUUACGUCUUCUGCCACCUCUUCAGCAACAUCUUCUGCCUCGACCGGCUCCUCGACGGCAAAGUCUUCUGCCAACACAAUCCACGUUUCUACAUACAGUGCGCGGGGGCCUUUGGCAUGGGUGACUGUUUGCUGGUCUGCCGCUCUUGUUGCAUACCUGUUGUAGGGGAUUGAAUAAGGAAGUACAUCUGAAGGGCGAGAGAUUAUGCUUCGAGGACUGAGAAUACUAAGGUGUUUCCCUGUUCGUGAGCUAAAGAGCGUCG